This is a messenger RNA of Cryptomeria japonica (Japanese cedar), 342 nucleotides long. RefSeq lists its product as uncharacterized. The coding region runs from base 1 to 342 and encodes 113 amino acids. The record is from RefSeq and is a predicted model, not a curated record. NCBI's taxonomy places the organism in Eukaryota, Viridiplantae, Streptophyta, Pinopsida, Cupressales, Cupressaceae. The transcript has a single exon. Gene Ontology annotation, molecular function: nucleic acid binding.
AUGGGCCCAGACACUACAGCCCGCAAGGUGCUUCUCGCAGGACUGUGGUGGCCAACGGUACAUCACAACGCCAGGGAGUGGGUCUUGGUGUGCGACACUUGCCAAUGGGCGGGCAAACCUCUAAAGCAGGACUUCAUGCCCCUCAACCCGUCGCAUGCACAGGAACUCUUUGAACGAUGGGGACUCGACUUUGUGGGUCCUCUUAAGGCCGGCCACACACGACGAUGUCGGUACAUUGUAGUUGCGACAGAAUACUUGACCAAGUGGGUGGAGGCAAGGGCUCUCCUGGAUGAUUCGGCAGUAAGCACAGGGAAAUUUAUUUACGAACAAAUCAUUACGUGA